CAACGGCCUCUGGCAUUGUGCUAUAAGAGGAGCCCGGCCAUGGGUGGGCCCUGGACCCCACCAUGGCCCUCAGCCACCGGCCCUUCAGCCCUGCCCUGGCGUCCGUGCUGCUGGCCUUGCUGCUGGGCGGUGCCGCCCGAGCUUCGGAGAUCGUGGGCGGGCGGGAGGCGCAGCCACACUCUCGGCCCUACAUGGCCUCCCUGCAGUUCCGGGGGACCCGGGGCAGCCAUUUCUGCGGGGGCACCUUGAUCCACCCCCGCUUCGUGCUGACGGCCGCACACUGCCUGCAGGAAACACCCCACAACCUGGUAAAAGUGGUGCUUGGAGCCCACAACCUGCAGACGCCAGAGCCCACCCAGCAGGACUUCUCCAUCGCUCAAGUGUUCCAGACAGGCUAUGACGCAGAGAACCACCUGAAUGACGUUCUCCUCAUCCAGCUGAGCCGCCCAGCCACCCUCAACGCCUCCGUGGCCACAGUCCAGCUGCCGCAGCAAGACCAGUCGGUGCCCCACGGCACCCAGUGCCUGGCCAUGGGCUGGGGCCGCCUGGGCACCCACGACCCCGUGGCCCGGGUCCUGCAGGAGCUCAAUGUCACCGUGGUCACCUUCCUGUGCCGGGAGCAUAAUGUGUGCACGUUCGUGCCCCGGCGCAGCGCCGGCAUCUGCUUUGGAGACUCCGGUGGCCCCCUGAUCUGUGACGGCGUUGUCCAGGGAGUAGACUCCUUUGUGGUCGGGGGAUGUGCCAGCCGCCAGUUCCCCGACUUCUUCGCAAGGGUGGCACUCUAUGUUGACUGGAUCCGCUCCAUACUGCGCCGUGUGGGGGCCGAGGACAGCCCCUGAGCCACCCCUCCCACGGCCCCGGCGGGGCCCCAGCCUAGCUCCAGACCCUCGAGGGAGAGUUUUGGACGGAGGCAGUUCUUCCCAGAACGCUGCUCCUCCCCCCGACGUCGGGGAUGGCCCCCCCGUUCCCCUCCCCAUGCUCCUUCCAUGGGGCUCCGGGAGACAGGCCGGCCCUGUACCCCACC
Molecule: messenger RNA, 1024 nt
Organism: Cebus imitator (Panamanian white-faced capuchin)
Lineage: Eukaryota; Metazoa; Chordata; Mammalia; Primates; Cebidae
Gene: PRTN3
Product: proteinase 3
Exons: 5
Coding region: 63-839 (258 amino acids)
Biological process (GO): proteolysis
Molecular function (GO): serine-type endopeptidase activity
Source: RefSeq, a predicted model, not a curated record